AUGGGUGACCCGGGAGCCGGGGGCAGCGGCACCGCGCUGAGCUCCCUGCUGCCUCCUGGGAUCGAGCUUCCCAAGAUUCAGAACGUCGUCGCGACGUGCUACCUGAACGUGCCGCUCGACCUCCAGGAGCUGAACAGCAGGCUCAAGAACGCCGAGUACAACCCCCGGCGGUUCAAGGCGGUCAUCAUCCGGAACGCAGAGCCCAAGGCGACGGCGCUGGUCUUUCACACAGGGCGCAUCGUGGUCACAGGGACCAAGGGCGAGCAGAAGGCCAGGGAGUGUGCGAGGUUCUUCGCGAAGCGGAUCAAGAAGGCGCUCGGGUUCGGCGACGAGCUCAAGUUCUCGGAGUUCCGCAUCCAGAACGUCGUCGGGUCCUCGGAGGUCGGCUUCCCCGUCCGCCUCGAGGGCCUCAAGCUCACGCACUCCAAGGUGUGCCGCUACGAGCCAGAGAUCUUCCCGGGGGCCAUCUACUACCUCGGAGACCCCAAGGUGGUCCUCCUGAUCUUCGUGUCCGGCAAGGUCGUCAUCACGGGCGCCAAGUCCGAGAGCAUGGUCAGCGAGGCGUUCUGCAAGAUGUUUGUCUUGCUGCAAGAGUUCCAGAUGGCCAGGUCGGAGGUGGACGCGGAGAAGGCGCGCGUGAAGCAGCAGGUGCAGGAGAAGAAGAAGGGCAAGUAG
This is a messenger RNA of Pedinophyceae sp. YPF-701, 675 nucleotides long. NCBI's taxonomy places the organism in Eukaryota, Viridiplantae, Chlorophyta, Pedinophyceae. The record is from the annotation of a GenBank genome assembly.